AUGGAAGAAGGAGUCCCUUCAGUGUCUGUCAGUGGGGUUGCAUCACGCUUCGUUUCUCAGUCCGACGUCGAGGCUGCUAGGGCUAGAAGGGAGGAGCAGUGGAGAGCCGCAUACGCAAGACUCGGUCAAGAACCACCUCCGCAGCCCACGGAUGAUUCCUUCGAUGGCCGAAGCUUGGCUGAGAAAUUGGCAGCUAAUAAGGCGGCUAAGCAAGAAGAAUGGGAAGAGAAAAUGAAACUAGGCAACCAAUUUCGAGCCUUGGAAGAGGACGAAAUUGUGUUCCUUGACUCCAUACGGGAAAAACAGGCAGAGGAAGAGCGCCUUCGCAAAGCUCAGGAUGGAGCAGAAUUAUCAGAUUUUAGAAAAGCUGUGGCGGCCAGAGAAAGCGCGAUGAACAAACCUUCCCCCGUCAUCCCACCGUCUUCGAAGCCCGCAAAUAAUUCAACCGGAAAGGACAAGGACAAGUCUGCCAUUGGCCCACCCAAGAGAGACACGAAAAAAGCUCUGAAGGGAGUCGUUGUGAAGAAAAAGCCCAAGUCACCAGUCCUACCACAGCAAGAUCCUGUUAUCGCCAGAGACGAUCAACCAAAAAUGAAGCGUCGCAAGAUAUCAUAA
This is a messenger RNA of Pisolithus orientalis, 615 nucleotides long. Its product is annotated as N-terminal domain of NEFA-interacting nuclear protein NIP30-domain-containing protein. The record is from RefSeq and is a predicted model, not a curated record. Lineage: Eukaryota; Fungi; Basidiomycota; Agaricomycetes; Boletales; Pisolithaceae. Gene Ontology annotation, cellular component: nucleus. The coding region runs from base 1 to 615 and encodes 204 amino acids. The transcript has 6 exons.